Messenger RNA from Neogale vison (American mink), 2144 nucleotides. RefSeq names its product beta-1,3-galactosyl-O-glycosyl-glycoprotein beta-1,6-N-acetylglucosaminyltransferase 7-like. Lineage: Eukaryota; Metazoa; Chordata; Mammalia; Carnivora; Mustelidae. Gene Ontology annotation, molecular function: acetylglucosaminyltransferase activity. The transcript has 3 exons. Bases 41 to 1330 code for a protein of 429 amino acids. Gene Ontology annotation, cellular component: membrane. The record is from RefSeq and is a predicted model, not a curated record.
GGAAAGCCCUUUCAAGCGUGGUGCCGGGAAGGCCGGAAACAUGAGCCAGCUGCGCGCCACAAAGCCCGGGCUCCUCGUGGGCGCGGCCGUCUGCGCCUUCGUUCUCCUUCACUUCCGGAACCCAAGCCCUGGGGAAGCAGAGGAGGAACCCCCCCGUCCAGCAGUAGUGGAAUGCGGCUUUUAUCCGGAUGAACUCUGUUCAGCUUUACUGGAAGGGAAAGGGGCCGCCCUCCAAAUCGCAAGAUUUUGUAAAAACCCUCACGGCUCUCAAAUUCUUGCUCAUUCACGCACAUCAGGAAAUUGCUCUAGGAUUUCCCAGGAGUUGCGUUUCAUAACCAGACCCUUGUCUGCAGAAGAGGGCAAUUUCUCUCUGGCAUAUAUUGUAACAAUUCACAACGAGCUGGCGAUGUUUGCACAGCUUCUCAGAGCGAUUUAUGUGCCUCAAAACGUUUACUGUAUUCAUGUCGAGGAAAAGGCUCCGAAGAAGUACAAGACGGCUGUGCAAACCCUGGUGAGCUGUUUUGAAAAUAUUUUUAUUUCAUCAAAGACAGCAAGAGUGGCCCACGCUGGCUUUUCAAGACUCCAGGCAGAUAUUAACUGUAUGAAAGACCUGGUCCGUUCCAAGUUCCAAUGGAACUACGUCAUUAACCUUCGCGGGCAGGAUUUUCCAAUCAAGACCAACAAAGAAAUCAUACACUACAUCAGAAGCAAAUGGAAUGACAAAAACAUCACUCCUGGAGUAGUCCAACCACCGAACGUGAAAUCCCAGACAAGUGAAAGUCAUCCUGAAUCCACCCCUGAAGGAAAUAUCUACGUAUCUCCAAAUAAAAGAUUCAAGCGCGAACCACCCCAUAAUUUAACAAUUUAUUUUGGAAGUGCUUACUACGUCCUGACGAGGAAGUUUGUCGAGUUUGUCCUGACUGACACCCGCGCGAAAGACAUGCUUCGUUGGUCCAAAGACCUCCAGAGCCCAGAACGACAUUACUGGGUGACUCUAAACCGACUGAGAGAUGCCCCGGGAGCCACCCCAGACGCCGGCUGGGAAGGAGGUGUUCGCGCCGUGAAGUGGAGACACGAGCAGGGACGUGUCCAUGACGGAUGUCAAGGCCGCUACGUCCACGAGAGCUGCGUGUAUGGCCUGGGAGACCUGCCGUGGAUCACUCGGUCGCCUUCUUUGUUUGCCAGCACAUUCGACUCGACAGACCCUCUGGUGGUGACAUGCCUGGAGCGGUGGCACCGGCUUCGGGUGCUGCGACAGGCAGAGGCUCCCGUGGAGCCACACUGGCGUUUCCCACAGGACAGUCACUUCAGCAGGAGACCGAGCGGCUGAGCGGGGAGCUGCCGAGUGUUUGCUUUCUUUCUGCUACCGCCUGCUCCUGACUCGUAGUAAGAGAACUUCCAGCCAAAGAAGGAAGAACGAGAAAUGAUGACUUGAUACAAGCUAGUCGCCAGAUGACUUUAGCAACACACUGCUGACAAGCCGUUCCUAUUAACCGUAGGCCGCUUUCCCAGCUUUGAGGAAGAAAUCACGAGAGGAAAGGUGACUCAAGGUACUGCUGGGGGCCCCAGACCCGCCAGCUGGAGGGCUGACUGCUCCCGUAAACAGUGGCUGCGACACUAGAUCCUGACUCAAGUCAGACAAGAACACGUUAUCUCGGAGACCUGCUGUGGUUGAGGGUCUAAGGCAGAGCAAACCCACUGGAAACGAGACUUCGCUCGUCUCCAGUGGUGCUCUCUGGCUGCGAGCCACGCACCUUCAUUCCGCUAAUCCUACAAAAACACAGAAGCGUCUACUUCCUUUGGGUAAAAUGAAACUAAUCGAGUUCAAACACACUUUCUUAAAAGGGCUGCCCUAUGUCUCUGGAGUCUCAUGGAGCUAAUGGCACCAUCAAUCCCGAGGGCUUCGUGCUACGUCUGAGCUGUCCCAUACUGAUGACCACAGCCAUGGCCACAACCACAGGGGGCUUCGAGGCAGCAGUGGGACUUUCCAGGACCACACGGCUAAGCAGCAGAAGCUGGGAUUUGGACCUAAGCAGGCGGCCUGGCUCCAGAGUCCAGCCUUACUCUAUGUGGAGUCAGACUUUCCCUGUGUUCAUUUGUAAAAACAAAAGUAAAUCGUAUGCAAAGAGAAUGUCUGAAACAUA